CUGCGCCGUACCGCAGGUAGGGUAGCGCGCGGGAAGGGUCAGGAAGGGUAUAAAGCGCAACACCCGGGUUCGCGGCCAGCCAUCGUCCGUCCCGAUUCCCGACUUUGUGUUCCGUUCCUGCCCAGCCAUGGUUCGCGUGGCGAUGGCGCCGCACCCGCUGCUGCUGGUCUCGGUAGUGGUGGCCGUGUGUGCGGCCAUCCCUCACGCCGUUAUGGCCAUCGACUUGAGCAGACUUUACGGCCACCUCAGUUCCAAAAGAAACGGUGAUGCUUGCCACCCAUACGAACCAUUCAAAUGUCCCGGCGACGGAAAUUGCAUAUCCAUACAGUACCUUUGCGAUGGAGCACCGGACUGCUCCGACGGCUAUGAUGAAGACUCCAGGCUUUGCACGGCUGCAAAGAGGCCACCAGUUGAGGAAACCGGUAGUUUCCUGAAAUCGCUGUUGGCCAGUCACGGCCCCAACUACCUAGAGAAGCUCUUCGGUAGCAAAGCCCGGGACGCCCUUAAACCCCUGGGCGGUGUCGACAAGGUCGCCAUUGCGUUAUCAGAGUCACAGACUAUCGAAGAUUUCGGAGCAGCUCUUCACCUAAUGCGCUCGGACUUAGAGCACCUGCGGUCCGUGUUUAUGGCGGUUGAAAACGGGGACCUUGGAAUGCUGAAAUCGCUCGGCAUCAAGGACUCCGAAUUGGGGGACGUGAAGUUCUUCUUGGAAAAACUGGUGAAUACAGGUUUUCUGGACUGAAUAAUCCCCGACCCUGCUGCUAUCUUCUUCGCCCAUCCCCAGCCCCACGCGCCCUUGAGUAAGGCGUUCUAUUCCUACCUCCCCUACGAUACCUAUUAAACUUUUCUCUUCCAGCAGCAGAGUCCGCGUUAAAAUCCGUCCCUUCUCCACGACCCAAACCCCUUUCUUUCGUCCCCCGGCCUAAGUAAACAUACGUCGCGCGACUGUCUCCGCGUUGCGUUUUCGCCUCGAAAGGCUAUCCAAUAUAACAAGAAGAAAUUAUGAUAAUGAUUAUAAC
Molecule: messenger RNA, 1019 nt
Organism: Nicrophorus vespilloides
Lineage: Eukaryota; Metazoa; Arthropoda; Insecta; Coleoptera; Silphidae
Product: IDLSRF-like peptide
Exons: 3
Coding region: 128-742 (204 amino acids)
Molecular function (GO): protein binding
Source: RefSeq, a predicted model, not a curated record